UCUAGAUGAACAAACCCCUAAUCCAGAGUCCGUCAUCCUGUAAUCGUUUCUGACAACUCUAUACAGACGAUCCAGUGAGUACACAAGGAUCGUCCGGCAUAGCCAGACAUCAACCGAGACCGAACUUCUUUUGCCACGAAUGAAGACCGACAUGAAAACAGUCUCUGGCUACCAUAGCAACUCCCCUGGGCUUCGGCCAUAUUUUUUGUGGGAUACUCUCAGUGCAGUGCGAUAGUAGACGUCUUCCGAAUCGUGCUCGAAUUGAUAUACCGCAAUGGCUUUACAAAAAUAUACCAAAGGCAAACGACGUCGUCAAGAAUCUUUUGAUCAUGGACUUCAGAUUGAGGAAUUGUCUCCAGAUGACAUGGCGUACGACGGGGAUACUGAAGUUGUACAACCCGAUCAAUAUGAAGAUAUUGAUUCCGAUUUCGAAGAUGAUCGAGCUUUGAGGAAAUUGUGGCCAGAUACGGAUGAUGAACUGGCGGGACGGCUGCGACGGCUAUCAUGUGAUGCUCGCAACCACACUCCAAAGGGCCAUGGCGACGAAACCCGUGGGCAGAAACGCCAGUCGAGAGAAAUGGAUCCGGAAAACGAGUCUUCCGCGAGGAAACGAACCGAAAUCGAAGUGUUGGAAGUCGUAGAUGGUCAACCUGAACAACGACCUAUCAAGCGAAGAAGGAAACGAGUGGUGAAACCCAACAUGGCACACCGUGUGCUCAAGAAACAAGCAGGGGAAAAUUGGACGGAUAGUUCAGAGAAGACGGACGAUCAAGAGGUGAUGGAGUCUUCCAAUUCUGCGACCCCGGCCCCUGCAAGCCCGGCUCCAAUGGACAGGAAUGAAGAUGCCAUGGACAUCGGUUGAGCACCCGAGGAGUCACUGGAUCCAACGCUAAUGUUCUGGGGGUUCUCUCUCAUUGCAACGGCCACAUUUCAAUGUUGCAUAGGACGCAUCCUCUACAUACAAGACUCGCUUUAGUAUCGAAUAUUGUCGCCCGGGUUGGUGUUCAAGUAACAACAUCACUAGAUACUUUGUG
Exophiala oligosperma is the source of this 1034-nucleotide messenger RNA. RefSeq lists its product as uncharacterized. The record is from RefSeq and is a predicted model, not a curated record. Bases 275 to 862 code for a protein of 195 amino acids. Lineage: Eukaryota; Fungi; Ascomycota; Eurotiomycetes; Chaetothyriales; Herpotrichiellaceae. The transcript has a single exon.